AUGAGUAAUAGUGUAGUGAGUACAGGCAGUGGUACAAGUACAAAUAGUUAUACGAGUAGUACGAGAAGUAGUGCAAGUAUGAGUAGUAGUACGAGUACGGAUAUUAGUAUAACUAUGAGUAGUGGUAGGAUUAGGAGUUGUAGUACAAGUACUAGUGCGAGUGUGAGUAAUAAUGCAAGUAUGAGUAGUAUUACGAGUAGUGGUGUGGGUGCGAUUAGUAUUAUGAUUCCUGCAAGAGGGACUACAAGUAGUAAGAAUAGUAGUACGAGUGAUAUUAAGAGUAGUAUGGGUAAUAGUACAAGUAGCACGAGUAGUAAUGCAAAUACAAAUAGUAGUGCGAGUACGAGUAGCAGCGGGAGUACGAGUAGUACUGGGAGUAUGAGUUGUAGUACAAGUAGUAGUGUGAGUAGCAGUAGAACAAAUCAAGGCUGUAGGACGAGUAUGAGAAGUAGCACGAGUACGAAUGGAGAGUGGAUAAGGAUAUCCACCAGCGUAGGGAACAAUGCCCCUUGUGGAGUGCCCAAUUCUAAUUCGUCAUCAACACUGUAG
Messenger RNA from Penaeus vannamei (Pacific white shrimp), 549 nucleotides. Lineage: Eukaryota; Metazoa; Arthropoda; Malacostraca; Decapoda; Penaeidae. The record is from RefSeq and is a predicted model, not a curated record.